AUGUCCGCAUCAACCAGCUCCGCAUGGAGCGAUGGCCCCUCUUCGGCGCUCUCGCGCGAGCUUACAGCCAAAUGCAUCUCCAUCAUCAACCGCGCUGACCCGGAUCUCGUGCGCUUCAUGAAGGCGCAACUCGCCAAGGUCAACCCAGAGCAGGGUCCCACGUACGCGCUGCUCGACCACUUUGGCGCCGAGCUCGUUGCCAACUGCGAGGAGGCCAUCGGGACCCCGCCCGUCUGGAAGGAGGUCCACGCGCCGACGGCACCGACGACUGAGAUCGACAGCAAGGGUAACAUCGUCUACCACGAGGCCAAGCGCGAGGGCGUUCGCAAGCUCGAAGCCUACGUCAAGGAGAUGGCCGCCGGCACGCGCGGCAGUAACGCCUCGGCGCUCGCGCAGGUCAACGUCGAGCGCGCGCAGGAGAACAUCGCCAAGCUCUGGACGCUCAUCCGCAACGAGCCCUCAGUCAGCAAGCUGGGAAAGGCCACCAUCAAGUCGCUUUACAGCGAAGUCGUCCGUUCCCUCGGGCAGUCCGGCUCCGCCACCGGCGCCGCCGGCAGCUCCGCAGCGGCUGCCAAGAAGCCCCUCUCGGCGCGCAGGGAAAGCGGCAGCCGCACGUCCAUCGUCAGCGGCAUGACCGCUGCGCCGGAGUUCUCCAUCCCAGACGACAGGCAGCCGUUCCUCAACAUUCAACGCAAGGUCGCCGGCAGGUGGCAGAGCAGCGCCAAGCUUACCAGUGUCUACUUCAGCUUACUCGGCGAGAUGGCCAAAGAGGGUCUCACUUUCGAGAACAAGAAUGCUCUGCUCACUGGUGUCGGGAAAGGCUCAAUCGGUCUCGAGAUGGUUAAGGGUCUCCUCGCAGGCGGCGCACGCGUGAUCAUCACCACUUCAUCCUACUCGCGCAAGACAUGCGAGUUCUACCAGAACAUCUACCAGGAGGUCGGCUCCCGCGGCUCGUCGCUCACCAUCCUGCCGUUCAACGGCGCGUCGAAAGCCGACGUGCAGAGCCUCGCGGACUACAUCUACGACACGAUGAACAUCGACCUCGACCACGUCUACGCCGGCGCCGCCAUCUCGGAGCAAGGCAUGCCGAUCGACCAGAUCGGUGACAAGAGCGAGCUGGCACACCGCCUGAUGCUCACCAACGUCAUCCGCCUACUCGGUGCCAUCAAGGCCAAGAAGGAGCAAAAGCACUUCAAUUCGCGCCCUACGACUAUCAUCCUCCCGCUGUCGCCCAACCACGGCAUCUUUGGCGGCGACGGCCUCUACUCUGAGUCCAAGAUCGGCCUCGAAACGCUCGCCAACCGCUGGUCCUCCGAGGGCUGGUCCGAUUACUUGUCCAUUACCGGCGCGUGCAUCGGUUGGGUUCGUGGAACAGGUCUCAUGGAACAGUCUAACAUCGUAGCGCAGUCACUCGAGAAGAUGGGCAUGCGCACGUUCAGCAGCAUCGAGAUGGCCUUCAACCUGCUCGGCCUGCUGCACCCGGUCUUUUCCUCCGUCGCACAGGUCGAGCCAGUCCUCGCGGACCUCGGCGGCGGAUUCGACCGCAUCCCGGACCUGGCAGCCAAGACGGCAUCGCUGCGACAGGGCCUGCAGGAGGAGGCGAUGCGCAAGCGCGCCAUCAACCUCGACGCCUCGGCCGACUUCAAGGUGAUCAAGGGUGCCGCGGCUGAGGCCCUGCACCAAAAGGUGUAUGUACAGCCGCGUGCCAACUUCCGCUUUGCGCAGCCCGGUAUCCUCGGGUCAUACAAGGACCUACGCUCCAUCGCCAAGCUUGAUGCGCCGAUCGAUUUGGACAAGGUCGUCGUCUGCACCGGCUUUGCCGAGGUCGGACCUUGGGGCUCCGCUCGCACGCGCUGGGAAAUGGAGGCGCGCGGCGAGUUUACCAUCGAGGGCACGAUCGAGAUGGCCUGGAUCAUGGGCUUCAUCAAGCACCACAAUGGCCCCCUCAAGAACGGCGCCAAGUCCUACGUCGGUUGGGUCGAUGCCAAGAGCGGCGAGCCGGUCGAGGACAAGGACAUUAAGGCCAAGUAUGAGAAGGAGAUCACUGAGCAUGCCGGCGUACGCCUGAUUGAGCCCGAGCUCUUUGGCGGUUACGACCCCAAGAAGAAGGGCUUCAUGCAGGAGAUCGAACUCAACCACGAUCUGGAACCGAUCGAGGUCUCUGCAGAGGAGGCGGCCAAGUUCAAGCGCGAGCACGGCGACAAGGUCGACGCGUGGGAGGACGCAGCGGCGGGCGCUUGGUUCGUCAUGUUCAAGAAGGGCGCGCGCAUCCUGGUCCCCAAGGCCAUCGCGUUCAGCCGCCUCGUCGCCGGCCAGAUCCCGACCGGCUGGAGCGGCAAGCGGUACGGCAUCCCCGAGGACAUCGUCGCCAACGUCGACCGCACGACGCUCUGGGCACUCGUCUGCACCGCCGAGGCGCUCGUCAUGUCCGGUCUCGGAGGCAGCGCGUACGAGCUGUACAAGUACGUCCACCCUUCGCACGUCGGCACCUCUCUCGGUUCCGGCAUGGGCGGCCAGUCGUCCAUGCACAAGAUGUUCAUCGAUCGCGUCAAGGAGCUCGAGGUGAGCCAGGAUAUCCUGCAGGAGACGUUCAUCAACACCGUCGCCGGCUGGUGCAACCUGCUGCUCCUGUCCUCGUCCGGUCCCGUCAAGAUCCCCGUCGGCGCAUGCGCAACCGGUCUGCAGAGUAUCGAGAUCGCCUCCGAGACCAUCUUGGCCGGCAAAGCGAAGGUGAUGAUCGCCGGCGGUUUCGACGACCUGUCAGAGGAGGGCUCGUAUGAAUUUGCCAACAUGAAGGCCACCUCGAACGCUAUCGACGAGCUCGCUGCCGGCCGCGAGCCCUCUGAGAUGUCACGUCCGACGACGCGCAGCAGGAGCGGCUUCAUGGAGUCGCAAGGCUGUGGUGUGCAGAUCCUCAUGAGCGCGCGCCAGGCCAUCGAAAUGGGCUGCCCGAUCCAAGGUGUCGUUGCGUACUCCAGCACUCACACCGACAAACAAGGUCGCUCCAUCCCUGCACCCGGCCACGGUGUCAUGUCUGCCGCUGCACCGCUCCAGAAAGCUCUAGCCGGAUGGGGUCUCACCGCGGACGAUAUCGGUGUCAUCAGCAUGCACGGUACCAGUACGGUUGCCAACGACAAGAACGAGUCGCACGUCUACCAGCAGAUGUUCGAGAAGAUGGGCCGCACGCCUGGUCUUGCCGUCCCCGUCAUGGCUCAGAAGUGGAUCUGCGGUCACGCCAAGGGAGGUGCGGCUGCAUGGGCGCUGAACGGCGUGAUGCAAAGCGUGCUGAGCUCCGUCGUGGCAGGCAACCGCAACGCCGAUGAUAUUUCACCCGAGCUGCAAAAGUACACGUACUUGCUCUACAACUCGCACAGCAUCCAGCGCACGCCGCAGGAUUUGAACGCAGCACUCGUGACCUCAUUCGGUUUCGGUCAGGUGGGCGGUGUCAUUCUCGUACUGCACCCUGGCCAUCUCCUGGGCCGCUUGAGUCCGGAGGAGCACGAGAAGUACGAAAAGAUGCGCAAGUACCGCCAGGGAAGGACCUACGCACGCAUGCACAGCGCGCUCACCAAGGAAGACCUGGUGCGCGUCGAGAGCGCUCCGCCAUACCCUGCCGAUCUGGAGGACGAGGUGCUGCUGAACCUCAACGCGCGCGCUUCCGACCUGCCCGGUGGUACGUACGGUUUCAAGAAGCCGCUGGCUGCCCCGCCUGCCGAUGCGAUCAUCCCCGACUUUAAUAAGGCGCCAGAGGCGGUCCAACAGGAGGCCAACUUGUCAAAUAUGAUGCAAGGUAUUCAAGGUGUCGGUAUCGACGUUGAAAAGGUGUCGACCUUCCCAUCGGAUAACGAAGCAUUCCUUCAGAGAAACUUUACGCAAGCCGAAAUCGACUACUGUCGCGCUCAGCCGGACCCACGUGCUUCUUUCUGCGGCCGCUUCUGCGCUGCCGAAGCCGUAUUCAAGGCAAUGGGCGUCCCGUCCAAGGGUGCGGCGGCGUCGAUGAAGGAGAUCGAGAUCGUCUCGACGCCGGAAGGCCCCCAGGUCAAGUUGCACGGCGAGGCGGCCAAGGCCGCGCCCGGCUUCAAGUUUGCAAUCAGCUUGUCGCACUCAGAGGACUCAGCCGUUGCCAUCGCUCACAAGCUGCCUGCAUGA
This is a messenger RNA of Tilletiaria anomala UBC 951, 4149 nucleotides long. Its product is annotated as thiolase-like protein. Gene Ontology annotation, cellular component: fatty acid synthase complex. The coding region runs from base 1 to 4149 and encodes 1382 amino acids. NCBI's taxonomy places the organism in Eukaryota, Fungi, Basidiomycota, Exobasidiomycetes, Georgefischeriales, Tilletiariaceae. Gene Ontology annotation, molecular function: magnesium ion binding; 3-oxoacyl-[acyl-carrier-protein] synthase activity; holo-[acyl-carrier-protein] synthase activity. Gene Ontology annotation, biological process: long-chain fatty acid biosynthetic process. The transcript is spliced from 4 exons. The record is from RefSeq and is a predicted model, not a curated record.